AUGGACAAGGAGCUGAGCAAUCAUGACCAUCACUUCAGUGAGCAAGACUUAGAUGCGAUCACCAGCAAGAUCAGUGACCUAGGCAAAUGGAGAGAUAUCUUCAGUCAACAAGGUAAAUUCCUUAGAGACUGGCUGCCGGUCAUCAUUGAUUCAGGAGCAGGAAGUUUUACCUGCAGAUGCAGCAAACAGUUAAGAAGAUUACAAUUCAAGGACACAGUUGUGAAGCCUCCUUAUGGCCUCUUCACAAGUUACUUUACUACUUAUCUCUGUGUCAUCAGCAAAUUUAACCUAUUUUAUUCUGCUCUUACACAGAAGCAUCAGGACAAUCGCAAGGCUGAGGAUGACAGUGAAGAUGGAGCCGGGUCACCUCUGUCUAGCAGUGUCAAGUCUCGUAGCCACUUCUCCACAUUCAGUGCUCCCUACUCUGUCCCAAAAGAAUUUGUUGUAUCUUCAAAUCUAGGCGGUCUGCCCAUUACAUUGGAGACAGCAGUGGCGUUACGGAAGAUUCUGUUUGGAACAGCAGUUCAAGUUUUCAACUAUGAAUGGAAGAAAUCCCACUUCAAAUUCCGAGAUCCUUAUUCAGACUUGGCGUAUGCACUGGAGGCAGAAAGGGGUGGUACAAGGUCCAUUCAGAUGGCUGUGCAAGCACAUGUUCUCAAGUACUUACUGUUCACCAGAAAUAGUGAAGUGGAAAGCCAUAACAUUAAAUGCCUGCUUGGAGUGAGCCAUAAGGAGCAAGAAAAUGCAUUGGCAGCAGCGCUUUCUGACAUCCUGUGGAUAGCAGGGGAAGGAGCUAAGAGCUUUGUUUGUUUGGUGACCACUGACUGUUAUUUCGCUCCUACAAUUGACUACAAAAUGGACAGCUACACAGAGAGACUCCAGCUCUUCAAAUUCACAGAAAAGGAAAAACUGCAGAAUUUCAUAUCUGAACAUAUAAACUGUUUUAAAGGUGAAGGAAGUCAUGCGAUCAUUCUCUUCCUGUACAGUUUACUCUUGUCAAGGACUCUGGAAAGGCUCCAUAACGAUAUGGACAACACAACCUCUCAUCUCUUGCAGUUAAGCCUGGGAAAUUUCAUUUGCAGACAAGCCCUUAUAAACCUAAUGCUCACUGGGAGAGCCAGUCCAAAUGUUUUCAAUGGAGACCUUCAGUAUGAUGACCAAGGUGCCCUGCUUAAAGAAUCACAUCAUGGAGUCCUUGCUCGAAGUGAUGUGGGCUAUCUCUACUGGAACAGAUAUGAGUUGGAGCAUGACAAGCUCCCACAGGUUGGAAGCAUGUUGAAAACUCCAAAACUCCCCAUAUGGCUGUGCAACAUUAAUGACACUUUCAGUGUGCUGUUCAACACCAAUCGACUACUCUUGUCUGACUGGAAAAUGGAGCACCUCUUCGAUCUGUACUUUUACAGUGGCCAGCCUAUACAGACAAAGACAGUCACACUAACCAUAGAUACUCACUCCCAUCACUGGGAAGAAGGAAUGCACAAGAAGGUAGGAGAUCCUGAGAAAAGGUUCCCUUCAGUGGAAAUGACAGUUCGUACCAAGUGGGAAGGAGCUGCUAUUGACUGGAAUGGAACUGUACCAUUUUUCUGA
This is a messenger RNA of Carcharodon carcharias (great white shark), 1587 nucleotides long. It is a transcript of the gene mindy4b, whose product is annotated as MINDY family member 4B. Gene Ontology annotation, biological process: protein K48-linked deubiquitination. The record is from RefSeq and is a predicted model, not a curated record. The transcript has 14 exons. Gene Ontology annotation, molecular function: cysteine-type deubiquitinase activity; K48-linked deubiquitinase activity. Bases 1 to 1587 code for a protein of 528 amino acids. Lineage: Eukaryota; Metazoa; Chordata; Chondrichthyes; Lamniformes; Lamnidae.